CUUUUUAAUUAUUAUUAUUAUCAUUUAUCAUAUAUUAACUUUAUUCGAAAUGACACAGCGUGGGUUAUUUAUUGUAGUAGAAGGCUGCGAUCGAUCUGGGAAAUCAACUCACUGUGCUAAACUUGUUGAAAAAUUAAACAGUAAUGGAAUAGAUGCAGAGUUGAUUAAGUUUCCUGACAGAACAACACAGACAGGAAAGAUGAUCGAUAGCUAUCUUCAACAAAAAAGUGAUCUUGAUGACCAUGCCAUUCAUCUUUUAUUUUCUGCUAAUCGUUGGGAAGCAAUGAAGAUUUUGUUUGAAAAACUUAAAAAUGGAAAAACAUUAGUAGUUGAUAGAUAUGCAUUUUCAGGUGUUGCAUUUUCUUCAGCAAAAGGUUUAGAUUUAGAAUGGUGUAAAAAUCCAGAUAUUGGAUUAUUAACGCCUGAUUUGGUUUUAUUUCUUGAUUUGGACAUUAAUGAAGCAGAAAAAAGAGGUGGUUUUGGUGAAGAACGCUAUGAAAAGAGAGAAUUACAGAUUAAAGUAAGAGAAGAAUUUAUGAAAUUAAAGGAUGAGUCUUGGAAGUUGAUUAAUGCUGGUCAAUCUAAAGAAAAAGUAGAACAAGAUAUUUGGGCUGUAAUUGAGGAAGCAAGAAACUCACUUGAUACAACCAAAUCUUUACAAUACAAUUUAUGGAAAUAGGCUGAAUAAAAAAAUUGGAUUCUUUUAAAUUAUAUUAUCAAAAUAUAACAAGUCUCAUUCUAUUAAAUCACAGUGUAAAUAGCAAGAUUUAGUUUAAACUAUUCCAACAAUGAUUGACCUAUAGGAAUUUCAAUAAAAGGAUUACUUUUUUCACGAUUAUAAAUAACUGAGCCACGAAGAAUAGUUUGAUCAACAAUGCCGUAGAGUGUCUUGC
Messenger RNA from Cokeromyces recurvatus, 893 nucleotides. RefSeq names its product putative thymidylate kinase. Gene Ontology annotation, cellular component: cytosol; nucleus; mitochondrion. Gene Ontology annotation, molecular function: dTMP kinase activity; ATP binding. The coding region runs from base 50 to 679 and encodes 209 amino acids. Gene Ontology annotation, biological process: dTTP biosynthetic process; dUDP biosynthetic process; dTDP biosynthetic process. The transcript has 4 exons. Lineage: Eukaryota; Fungi; Mucoromycota; Mucoromycetes; Mucorales; Mucoraceae. The record is from RefSeq and is a predicted model, not a curated record.